AUGGGGGCCGUGGAUAAGGCAGACAUGAUAAACAGCUUUGUGGAAUGCACACGGAAAACGAACAAGUGGUAUAAGAAGAUAUUUUUCCAUCUGAUCGACACUGCUGUCCUCAACGGCAGCAUAGUUCACCGCCAACUAACAGGUAAAGUAAUUACCUACCAAAAAUACAGAGAGAACCUCAUGAGAGAGCUGCUGGAGGAGCACCACACCCCUCGGCGCCCAUCCACUGGGGGCCGUCCUGCUGCAGACAAUCCCCUACGCCUCACUGCACGACAUUUUCCCUGCAAAGUCCCUCAAACUGCUUCUCAAGGUAGUCGCACACGGAGGCAUUGCAAAGUCUGCCUGUCUGGCGCCAGGAGAAGUAAGCAGAGGAAGAUGACAAAAUACAUGUGUCUAGCUUGUGAUACACCUCUAUGUAUUUCACCAUGCUUUGAGGAGUAUCACAUGCUCAAGCAUUAUUGA
Oncorhynchus tshawytscha (Chinook salmon) is the source of this 462-nucleotide messenger RNA. Its product is annotated as piggyBac transposable element-derived protein 4-like. The coding region runs from base 1 to 462 and encodes 153 amino acids. The transcript is spliced from 2 exons. Lineage: Eukaryota; Metazoa; Chordata; Actinopteri; Salmoniformes; Salmonidae. The record is from RefSeq and is a predicted model, not a curated record.